Messenger RNA from Eimeria acervulina, 774 nucleotides. RefSeq names its product Trichohyalin, putative. NCBI's taxonomy places the organism in Eukaryota, Apicomplexa, Conoidasida, Eucoccidiorida, Eimeriidae. The record is from RefSeq and is a predicted model, not a curated record. The coding region runs from base 1 to 774 and encodes 257 amino acids. The transcript is spliced from 6 exons.
AUGAAGAAACUCUUCAGCAGGUCGACGGGCAAGCCGCAGGAGAAUAGUGGAGAUGGAACAAAAGGCCCGAAUAGGGCUGGAUCAAUGCCUGUGCACCGCUGGCAACCCUCUCAACAGGAUUCGCUAUCUAGCGAAGCCCCCUAUACGAAGGAUGCAGAAACGGCCAGUUCUCUCCCCAGCACCCACAGAGGGCCACUUGUAGGGAAAGUGAUUUUUCUUUGCAAGUCUUAUGAACCUGCAGGAUGGGCGAACCUCAGAAGAGGGGGCGAAGCGCGAGCUGGAAGUGCAGCAAAGACUCGCUACGGUACUGCAGGACGAAAAGGCAAGCUUCGGCACCCCCCACAACCCAAGUACUUAGAACAAGUGGUAUCCAUGGAGGACAAGCUGAAGAGUUCAACAGACGCAAUUCAGCGCCUCAACGAACAUAUAGCCGACCUGAGAAAGCUCUUGGCUACGAAGGAUAAAGAAGUUGAAGAGCUGCGCUAUGAGCUCGAAUAUCUACGGAAGGAAAAAGCAGAAGCCAGAGAACUUGCAGUAACGGAGACAGAGAAGUUGGCAAAGGCAAAUGCCAAAAUUGAAGAGCUUGUCGACCGCUUGCAAGCAUCAGAAGGGCAAAGGAAUUCCUUCCUACAACUCGGUUCUCCUGAGGAGCUUGCAUCCUUGGCAGCACGGAAUUCAGAGCUGCUGAGCCAGCUGGCCGAAAAGGAGGAGGCUGUGCUGAGCUUGAGGCGCCAGAUGACAGAAAUGCAGGAGCAUGCAGAGGUGAGGCUUUAG